AAAAAGGGAAAACGUCAUUUGCUCGCGUGCGCUCGUGGAAUAUGUAUAUAUAUGUGUGUGUGAGGAAAGCUAAUGGCUAACUGUGAGGUAUUUUAGCUCCGCGCGUUUGCUGAGUAUUCCUGUGUGAUUAAAGAUGGACGCGCUGGCGAUAGUGCUAGACGAGGUGGCUUUAGAGGGUCUGGACGGUAUAACCGCGAGCUCUCUGUGGCUCCGGCUGGAGAGCAGGCAGCCGCCUUUCCCCCUGACUGUGGACGCCAUGACCCGGGAGUUUGUGUGGAGGUUUCUGGUGUCCAGUGCGGAUGAGGUGUCCUUUUCCCUGCUCCCUCAGGACAGACCGCCCGUCACCAUAUACGACCGGUUUCUGGAGCUCGACCCGGAGACGGGGAUCCAGGAGCUGAGGGGCGUGCUACAGAAGAACGAUGACGUUUACCCUGCCAGUGUGGUGCAGGACGACCCGGGGGGCAUCCAGGGGUCAUGUCUCUAUUACAGAGAGAGGAAGAACAUAAACAACCUCAUCAGGACAGAAACACACACACCCCGCCUCACGCUGCAAGAAGCACACACAAAGUGGGGGGAGAAGCUGGUGAUUGUGGCAAGUCAGCAGGUGAGAAACCGAGCUCUGAUUGGCUGUGAGGGAAAUCCGGAGCUGAAGCUGAGUGACCUGUCGUACUGCAUCUUGGAGAGACUGGGACGAGCUCGCUGGCAGGGGGAGUUACAGAGAGACUUACACACCACAGCAUUCAAGCUCGACUCGGGGAAAAUCCAUUACCUGCGUAAAUCUCUGGAUAGAAAUGGUCUGAUCACCAUGCAGUCACACGUCGUUCGUCUGCCGUCAGGAGCUCAGCAGCACUCCAUCCUACUGCUGCUCAAACGCUUCCAUGUGGACAGAAGGAGUAAAUAUGACAUCCUGAUGGAGGUGACGUCCAACAUCCUGUCUGAGCUCCCCAACAACAUCGGCAUCAUGCUCAAACUGCGGGACCAGCUGCGCAUCUGUGAGCGGACGUUUAAGAAGAUGUAUCAGCACAUGCUGGCUGCUAAGAUGGUGAGCAUGAUAACACUUCCACUACAGGAACUCAACCCAGACGCUGGACCCUGCAAGACCAAGAAAGGUACAGACAUCACCGUUCGCUGUCUGAAACUUUUGAAGCCAUAUAGAAGAAAUCAGAUAGAUGAUGACGAUGAUGAUGAGAAUAAUGAUGAAGAUGGGGAUGUCUCUGUUAAGAGGGAAGUCCAGGCUCGUGAUAUUGAGCGAGAUCUUCUGUCUCAGGCGUAUGAUAUUGUGGUGACGACAGGACCUAAAGGGAUUUCCAGCACAAUGUUAAGGGGACGACUAAACAUCGGCAAACUGGAGAGCCGCAUGAUCUGUAGAGUUCUGGAGAGAAACCAAAUGAUUAAGGGUUUUAUGGAGGAUGAGGGGAGACAGCGUACCACGAAGUUCAUCAGUAAACUUUUUGUAGAGAAAAGCAAACUGAACCUGGACUACACGAAAGAGAAAGAACGCAGUGAGAAACUCCGAGCACCACAGGAGGGGACACCCACUCUUGGAUGCGACGCUGAGGUAGACCCCCAGGAAGAGGUUCCUGCCAAAGGUCAAAUGCCAAAGGGCAAACGUAGCAGGAAGUCCAAAUCUGCACCGAAAAGACAACAGAAGAAAGUUUCCACAUCACCAUUGAGACAUUCUACGCCCCUGAGGAAGAAGCGGCCUGCUCCUCCCAGAGUGAAGGGUAAGUCCUCCCAGGGAGCAGAACUUAGUGAAGUGGAAGAGAGAGAUGAUUCACUUGUGAACCAGGAUGUUACUUCUGACCACACCCUCAGCAUCGACAACGACCAAUUCCAAAAAGGCGAGGAGAGUGUGCCGGUGUUUGAAGAAUUCGGUGCUAAUCAGGAGUCAAGUUCAAUAAAAAAAAGAAAACCUGAAUUUCAUCAGACGUAUCGUCUGCUCAGGCGAAAGAACAUUAUUAUAGAAGUUGUACGCAACCUGAAGGUCAUUGAGGGGUUUUACACGUUGCAGAAGAAGCUGAUGGAUGAGGAAAAGAUGGAGGGCGUGAACACUAAAGUGUGUAAGAAAAGCGUCCUGAGGGUGACUCGCGCUCUUGCUAGAGAAGGCUUCCUCAAACUGUUUAGAACAACAGUAAUACAGGACGGAGUUACCAAGAAGGUGGAGUUUAUUGUUCAUCCCUCCGUCACUCCAGAUGACCCGUUAGUAAGAAGCGCUAUAGAGCAGGUCCGGUUCAAGAUUUCCAGUUCCUACACAGUGCACCGGAUGAGAAGUGAGGAGGAUAAGGCGAAGGCUCUCUCUCAGGACGUGAAUAAAGCCAAGCCUAAUGUUGGCGUUGUCAGUUAUCAGGGAAAGACGGAGGAGAAGAUGGGAGUGAAGGAGCUGAAGGGCUUCAAACCCAGUAUAGUCCCAGGACUGAGUCGCUCUCUGGGUUACCAGCCAAAGAUGCCCCGUCUCCGUAUGGUCCAAACGUUCCUGUGGUAUCUGAUCUACGGUCACCCUCUAAACACAUCCCACCUGAAUGAGCCCAGUGUCCCGACUGUGACCCCUGAUGUAGAGGUCACCCCCAGUGCACAGGACAUCCCUCAGUCCCCGAACACAGUGCUGGAGCACGAGAGUGCUGACUCAGCGCCACCUGAACACCAGCAGUUCACAGUGUAUGCUAAUGAGCUGAGUUGGAAGCGGUUUGUUCCUCCGUUGCCGGUUCACAGAGAGUACAGUUACGGUUGGGCUUUAAUCAGUGAUGUGCUCAUCUCUCUACCUCUCAGUGUGUAUGUGCUUAUCAUCCAGAUCAGCUUCAAGGUGGAUGGUUUGGAGGAGUACCUGAGUGACCCAGUGAAGCAGCAUUACCUCAUCAGGUUCCUCCCAUCUAGCAUCAAAACACGGCUGCUGCACCGACGGAAAUACUUUUUCAGUUUCUAUGAGAGUUUACAGAAGCUGUGCUACAUAGGCCUUCUACAGUUCGGGCCCACUGAGAAGUUCAUGGACAAAGAUCAGGGCUUUUUUUUCCUGAAGAGACAUGCGAACAUUUUGGACACGACAGUGUGUGAGCCGCACUAUAACCUGGCUAUAGAGACACGGCCGUUUGAGAAACGUCAUUACACCUUUAACACACUGCAGGAUGUGGACAACUACUGGUUCGAUCUGAUGUGUGUGUGUCUCAACACUCCGCUAGGCGUGAUUCGUUCUCGUAACCGUAAUGGUGAGGGUGAUGCCGAGAGAGAAGAGGCGGAGCCUGAGGUUACUGUGGGAACAGUACGUUAUGAGAGGCUGCAGUACACACUCAAAGGGAGCACUGAGGUCGUCGAUGAUGGCGUAACCCCAGGCGAUGGGCAGGGGGCGGGAGGAUUAGACUCCUCCUUCUUCAGUCACCUGAAACGUAACUGGCUCUGGACCACUUACCUGCUACCCAAGAAGCCUGGAGACAGUCAGACUGUGCGUCUGAGGAACCUGCUGUCCAAACACCCCUUCCCCAAAUCUGUGUGCACAGUGUUUCAGGGUGGUGGUCCUCUGCCUACCCCUGCUGUUCUGGAGGAGGAGGUGCAGGUCGGAGUGGAACCGAGCUCGAGGAACCAACAGGUGCGUGGAGGAAAGAGACAAAAACGCAAGAGGCAGAAGAAGGAAAUAAUCAAACCACCGAAAAAGAAGAAGAAAUUGAAGACGCGGAGCAUGUGUCAGGAUGAGACGGAUCGUAAAGCUCUGAUGAGAAUGACGAGACAGAGAGUGAUGUGGACUCAUCUGGAGGACAGCAUCCUGAUGUUGUGUAGAGUCGCCAGUCACUUCCUCAACUGCAAGAUUAAGAAGCCAUUUGUGACGUGGAACGUGGUGCGUGAUAUUCUGCACAGAGACCUGGAACUGUCUCUGGAUAAAACGUCUCUAUCAGUCAGCCGACGUUCACGCUACAUCAUGAAGAACCCUCAGACCCACCUGAACUACAGGAUCUGCUUGGCUGAAGUGUAUCAGGAUAAAGCUUUGGUUGAGCAGUUCAUGAACAGAACCAACAACUACACGGAUCCCACGGUGUGUGCUGAGGAGUUUAAUGAGUUUGUAAGUGCUCUGAGGAUGAAGUUCAGCUCCAGCUGUGGUUCUAGUGAAGUUGUUCUUCCAGACACCAAAGAGGAACUUUUCAACAAGUUUAAAGUUUACACUAUUGGGGAUGAAUCAGCAUGGACCAAAGACGUACUGAACAGUGUGGAGGAUAUUCACACUCUGGUGCUGAACAAUCUGAUCCAGAGCACACUCGUCCUCUCCAACAUGCAGGUGAAGUCCUGCCGGGCCUUUCAGUCUUUCUCUCUCUACAGUAAAUAUAAUCAGGAAGUCUUACAGCAGGUCUUCCUCAGCUGUAAGAAACGAGGUCUGGUGAACCGUCGCCGUGCCAACAGGGCCCUUGGGCCCAGAAAGAACCGAGCUGUGCCCUGCCUGCCCAUGUCCUAUCAGCUAUCUCAGCAUUACUACAGGUAUUUCUCCUGGCGUUUCCCGAGUACGCUGUAUAAUGAUGUGUAUGAUCUGCUGGAGGCUCUGGGUCAGAAAGGACCAGUGGACCGACCCAACACCUUCUCCUUCCAGAGAGAGAAAGUGAAGGAUGAGGGUGAACAGCAGAGUGGAGGAGGAGGAAUGGAGGAUGAGGACAAGUGUCUGGCGCCCCCUGCUGAUGUGGAGGACAUGCUGGUGUUCCCCAUGGACUCUGCAGGAGGAGCGACGGCGUGCUGUCUCACAUUACUGACCCUGGGCCUGAUGAGUGUGGACAUCUCCGUCCCACAGCAGAUCGUCGUAGUGGACAGCACACUGGUGGACAACGAGGUGGUCAAGAGUAUCACUAAAGAGCUGGAGGAGGAGGAGGAGGAGGGCGGUGCUCGGUUUGAGGUGAAGGCUCACCAGGCGUCUCACACUAAUUACCUGCUGAUGAAGGGAUACUUCGUCCCAGGAAUCAUCAGCCUGAGGAACGCCACGUCUACUGAACACAUCGCAGUCAACGCCUGCAGCCUGUGCAUCCGCCUGCGCAACACACGCACACACUCCCUGUUUACACAGAGCGACAGUGCAGUCUUUUCCACUCCCACUCUUCCCUCCUCCAUCUCUCGUAUAAUUGAUCGGCAGCGCAUGGGUGGGAGGAGCCUGGAAGAAUGUGUGUCCAUUUUGGGUUACAACCGUGCAGACGUGGAGGCUGUACAGGAGGUCAUGGUUUCUGUGGCAGCGGGGGAGGAGUUUGGCAUCGACCUGCAGGAUUUGUACAGGAAAUGCAUACACCUGGAACAGGUGGAGAAGGGGCGGGGCAAAACAUUGCAGCAGUACAUCCAGGACCUGUUAGACUGUGAGAAGGUGUUGGAGGUGGGCGCUCUCUCUCCACGAUUGGUCUGUAUGGACUUCGCUGGUCCAUGGCUGUUGCAGUGCCCCAAAGUGUCUGAAGGGCCAUGUCCCCUCCCCCAAGAUGCCCCACCCACCACCACUGACAUCACUCCAGAAGCACCACCCUCUGCCUCACAUCUCACUCCUGAAGCACUGCUUACUUCUCCCAAACUGCCACUAAAGAGACGGUUAGAUCAGCUGGACGAUGGUGUUGACGUUCCUCCUGUCAAGAGACCCAACAUGGAGACUGUUGCUAUGGAGACGGGGGAAUCCGGUGCAGAAGAGGACAGGGUUAAAGCAUCUCUUCCGGAUCCACCCACUUCUGAUAAAGAGGAAGUGGUGCACAAUGAAGACACACUGACUGCGCAUUCAAAUAAGGAGAAAAGCAUGACACAGACCCAAGGUGGAGAGAAUACAGAGAGCGUGGAGGAGGAGGAAGAGGAUGUGUUGAGUUUUGUCGCUCGUCCGUGGCGUGUUGUGGACGGGUCUCUGAACAGGCCUGUGUGUAAGGGGAUGUUAGAGGCACUGCUCUUACACAUCAUGACACACCCUGGUGUUCCAGAACCGGCACUGCUGCAGCAUUACAGUGGAGUCCUGCAGCCCGUGGUCAUCAUGGAUCUGCUAAAAGUUCUUGAAGAGUUGGGGUGUGUGAUAAAGCGCUUUAUAGUUAAUCGGCCCAAAGCGUCUCUGUUUUCUCGCCCUGCCAUUCCCAAGGUCAAAGGUCACGGAGAGGUCAGUGUAUUGGAGGAUGUGGUGGCGUUUUACGAGCCCACAGUGGACUGCAGUUUAAGACUCUCUAAACUCUUCCCUCAUGAGUCCUGCUGGAACAGAUGGGUGCAGCUGUGUGCACACUGAAAACACUCUCAGUUCAGCGUGAGUGUUUUUACUGAACUUGAUUAAAGCUGUGUGUGUUUUUCUGUACAUUAAGGCAGUUUUGUUUGUGUACAGGAUUCUGAAUGAACACUGAUCGUAUUUUUGAUGUGUUUUUUCGCUCUCCUCCAUCAUUCCUGUUUACGUGGUUUAGCAGAGCAUGGCAGUGGAUUUUUUUUUUUUCUCCCCCCCAAUAAACCUUUUAUAUUUAUUUUAAACCGUUUGGGAUUAAAGUGUGAAACUUUGCUGAUGGAAUGUUGGAGAACUGAAAUUCUCCCAGCUGAUGAUCUCGUGAUGUUUCAGUUUAGCUUCGACUCCCUGGAACUGGGGAUAACUUACAGUGCUGAUUUACACUCAAGUCGUCUUGUGCUCCUGUUUAAGUCUGGACCUCCUCUACCUGUGGUGUCAGUGUGAAGAAGUUUGGAGAAAGUCUGACUUUUGCAUCUCCCCCAAAUUCACAUGGUGGGUUCAGGAAGUCGAGACUUGGGCAGAAGUUUGGUGUCCUGUUGUGCGUCAAAGCUGAGAGAUAUCUCUGAAUUUUUCCAGUCAGUAUGUUGGAAAAAUUCAGGUUUUGGAGACACACACACUGGUUAUACUAUGUAUAAAAUAAUGAUCUGUUGAUCAAAAUUUGAAUGAAACAUGAUCAGUUACACUGGUCCAUAAUUAAGUUAUUCCAUGAAACCGAGUCGUACGUGAGCUGAUAGGCGACGAGGCGCAUAGCACUGAGAUUGAGUGGAAUAACGGUUUUAUUCUCUCCACAUUCACUGGGUUUUGAGAAACAGAGCAUUUUUAUUCUUUGCAAAUUCAAUAAAUAAAAACUUUAUACAAAACUUCUAACAAAAUCAUUUCCGCUUAGAAUGUAAGGAAACCAGUGAAAUAACAGGAGCAAUUUGUGAAAAAAUGCAAUAAUUCUUGAAAAAUAAAGAUACUUUUAUUCCAUAUUUUGGGUUUUGUUUUUGAGUAGUUUUUCAUCCUCGGUUGAUUCAGCAACACUCCACCAUUUUGGUUUUUCUCUACUCACGGUACAUGAGCUGAUAUCCUAGUAGUCGAGUAGCCAAUCAGAGUGCGCGAUUGCUCAUAUCCAGUGAAUGUGGAGAGAAUACUUUGCAGUAUAUGUAAUACAUGAAAGUGGUGUUGAUUUACAGUGGAAGUGGGAAAGCUCAAUUAAAGUCCUGUUGAUCAUGUGA
Molecule: messenger RNA, 7401 nt
Organism: Neoarius graeffei (lesser salmon catfish)
Lineage: Eukaryota; Metazoa; Chordata; Actinopteri; Siluriformes; Ariidae
Product: general transcription factor 3C polypeptide 1
Exons: 37
Coding region: 134-6199 (2021 amino acids)
Biological process (GO): transcription initiation at RNA polymerase III promoter; 5S class rRNA transcription by RNA polymerase III
Cellular component (GO): transcription factor TFIIIC complex
Molecular function (GO): DNA binding
Source: RefSeq, a predicted model, not a curated record